CCGCAGCCCUCUAAGAGAAGCCCCCAGGGGCCGGGGUGUAUCGAGCCAGAGGCUAACUGUGCCGAGGCGGGUCCGAGCCGAGAGCGCGAAGGUGAGGUCCUCGCCGGGCCUCCGCAGCCCGCAUAAAGGCUGGCAUCUAAUUUGCACGAGACCCAUGUAAUCGCUGAGACCUCCACGCUGCUCGUCGCCCUCUUGUCCGAUACGUGUCCCUCACCUCGGCCGCUCCCGAGCCCCCGCAGGCCGAGUGUCCCGCGCCCCACCCCUGGCCUCCCGCCAGCCCAGGCUCUGGGACUUCGCCUUAAUUGGUGAUUAGUCUCAGCUGGAGUCCCGGGGCCUGGAGGGAAGAGGGUCGGGCCACAGGGCGGCACCUGGAUUGUGUUCCCCACAAAGGACUAACUCCCUAGACGCGCAUCCCCUGGUGGUCCCCCGCCCGCGCGCCUGGGGACAGUCCCGACCCCAGGACAAAUUCGUGCAGGCCACCUAGCUGUUCUCCACCACAGAUGCAGAGGGGCGACCCAGGCCGACCCCGCCGACAGCCUUAACCCCCAGCCGGCGCUCCGCACGCAGCCCCAGCCCCGAGAUGCGGGAGGCCGGAGGCCCGGGGCGGGGGAGCUCAGGCCUCGGAGGAGGGGCAGAGGCGCUGGGGACGUGGAGUGGGAACGUGGUGGUGCCUGCGGGAGGGGGAGGGGCGGGGGCGGGAACCCCGCGCGGGCAGGAGAGGGAGCGCUAGGGGGAGGCGGAGCCGGGCCGCAGAGGCCCCUCCCCGCGGCGGCACCGCGGCCGGGCCUGUUAUUCGGCUCGCUCUCGGCCGGACCCGCGCAGCGCCAGUGGCUCGGGGAGUCGGCCCCCGCCUCCUCCCCCGCCCGGGCCGAGAGCCACCCCCCAGCCAGAGGCCGGAGACGGAGCUGGAGCGGCUGCCGCAUCCCGGCCCAGCCUCUCCCACCCAUCCUCCCCCACAGCUGGACAUCUGGACCCUGGGCCCCGCACCCACAGGGUUCCGGAAGCCCUCUCCGCCCAGCUCGGCGGCUGGUCCCCCGCCGCCCUCUUUCCAGAGCCCCCAGCCCUCCUCCAGGCCAGACUUCCGUCCACCCCUGGACGCCCCCUCCCCAUCCCAUCCCUCCCCCCCUCCCCCAGCCUGGACCCGGGUAGGAGGGAGGGGGGGUGUGCGCCCUGCGCCAUCCCCGCCCCGCCCCCCGUGAUUCCCCCUGCAUGGCCGGCCCGGGUGGGGGGCGCGGGGGGGCCCGGGCGCCAUGCGGGGGGGGCACAAGGGGGGUCGCUGCGCCUGUCCCCGUGUGAUCCGAAAAGUGCUGGCAAAAUGCGGCUGCUGCUUCGCCCGGGGGGGACGUGAAUCCUAUUCCGUUGCUGGCAGUGAGGGGAGUAUAUCAGCUUCUGCUGCCUCGGGUCUGGCUGCCCCCUCUGGCCUCAGCUCAGGCCUGAGCUCUGGCCCCUGUUCCCCGGGGCCCCCAGGGCCAGUCAGUGGCCUGAAGAGAUGGCUGGAUCAUUCCAAACAUUGCCUGAGUGUGGAAGCUGAGGCAGACGGUGGCCAGGCUGGACCCUAUGAGAACUGGAUGCUGGAGCCAGCUCUAGCCGCAGGAGAGGAGCUGCCAGGACUGACCUUACUGACCACGUUAUUGGAAGGUCCUGGAGAUAAGACACAGCCCCGGGAAGAGGAGACUUUGUCCCAAACCCCUGAGAGCGAGGAGGAACAGAAGAAGAAGGCUCUGGAAAGGAGUAUGUACGUCCUGAGCGAACUGGUGGAGACCGAGAAAAUGUACGUGGACGACCUGGGGCACAUUGUGCAGGGCUACAUGGCCACCAUGGCAGCUCAGGGGGUGCCCGAGAGUCUUCGCGGCCGCGACAGGAUUGUGUUCGGGAACAUCCAGCAGAUUUACGAAUGGCACCGAGACUAUUUCCUGCAGGAGCUACAGCGGUGCUUGAAGGAUCCUGAUUGGCUGGCUCAGCUAUUCAUCAAACACGAGCGGCGGUUGCAUAUGUACGUGGUGUACUGUCAGAAUAAGCCCAAGUCAGAGCACGUGGUAUCAGAGUUUGGGGACAGCUACUUUGAGGAGCUCAGGCAGCAGCUGGGGCAUCGCCUGCAGCUGAACGACCUCCUCAUCAAACCUGUGCAGCGGAUCAUGAAAUACCAGCUGCUACUCAAGGAUUUCCUCAAGUAUUACAGCAGAGCUGGCAUGGACACUGAGGAGCUGCAGCGAGCAGUGGAGGUCAUGUGCUUCGUGCCCAAACGCUGCAACGACAUGAUGACCUUGGGGAGACUGCGGGGAUUUGAGGGCAAGCUGACCGCUCAGGGGAAGCUCUUGGGUCAGGACACAUUCUGGGUCACAGAGCCUGAGGCUGGGGGGCUGCUGUCUGCCCGAGGGCGAGAGAGGCGCGUCUUCCUCUUUGAGCAAAUUGUCAUCUUCAGCGAGGCCCUAGGAGGAGGCACGCGAGGCGGAAUGCAGCCCGGUUACGUAUAUAAGAGCAGCAUCAAGGUGAGCUGCCUGGGCCUGGAGGGGAACCUCCAAGGGGACCCUUGCCGCUUCGCACUGACCUCCAGAGGGCCGGAGGGCGGCGUCCAGCGCUACGUCCUGCAGGCUGCCGAGCCUGCCGUGAGCCAGGCCUGGAUCAAGCAGGUGGCACAGAUCCUGGAAAGCCAGCGGGACUUUCUCAACGCCUUGCAGUCACCCAUUGAGUACCAGAGACGGGAGAGCCAGACCAACAGCCUGGGGCGGCCAGGGGGCCCUGGGGUGGGGAGCCCUGGGAGAACUCAGCCAGGAGACCGGGCCCAGGCCAGCACACGGACACCCAUCAACGGCUCUCUCCCCUCCCUGCUGCUGAUGCCCAAAGGGGAGGUGGCCAGAGCGCCCUUGCCCCUGGACACACAGGCCCUCCAUGACAUCCCCCAGGCUCCUCGGGACCCUCCCCCAGUCCCUGUGACUCCUCCAACCCCGCCCUGCCAGGCCAGACUUGCUAAGCUGGACGAAGAUGAGCUGUAAGCGGUGAAGGGCACAGGGUGGUGCUCUCUCUGCGACCUGCUCCCCAGGGAGCUCCAGGGCCAUGCCGGCGGUGACUUGGAAGCCUUCUCUCCUGAAGUGUGUGGAGGGGCGAGGCUGGGCAGCUCGGGGAGGAGAACCUGGACCCGCUCCCACCCCUGUGCAUGCCUCACAGUCUCCCCAAAGGGAGGCGAUGAGGGGGAGUGAGAGGGCUGGGGCAAGGGCCAGAUAGAAACUCCUGCUUUAGUUUUUCCUGUUUUCUGAGAAUAAAGGUUUUGUGAUAUCCCC
This is a messenger RNA of Oryctolagus cuniculus (rabbit), 3278 nucleotides long. The record is from RefSeq and is a predicted model, not a curated record. Lineage: Eukaryota; Metazoa; Chordata; Mammalia; Lagomorpha; Leporidae.